Molecule: messenger RNA, 1830 nt
Organism: Oncorhynchus tshawytscha (Chinook salmon)
Lineage: Eukaryota; Metazoa; Chordata; Actinopteri; Salmoniformes; Salmonidae
Product: transcription initiation factor TFIID subunit 3-like
Exons: 3
Coding region: 82-1830 (582 amino acids)
Source: RefSeq, a predicted model, not a curated record
UAUCUAAUAUCAAGGAAGAGGACAGAUUCUAUCCUUUCUCCCUCCCACCACUGGCUCAGCGGUUCAUUGGCAAUUCAUUCAAUGUCCCGGAAACAUCCCAGCUUGCUGUUUCAGCCACGGAGUGCCGAGUUGCCAAAGUGGCCACUGCAGGUACAGCCACUGUCAGGAGAGAGAACCGAUGGGCAGGUAGAAUUCUUCCUUCAGUGCUGCCUCCAAGUCUGCCACAUGUCUUUGACAUUGCCAGGGAUGGCAGUAGAGGGAACCAAUAAGUGUCCAGUUGCCAGGGAAACAACCAAUGAUGUGUCCACUCACCUCAAAGAGGACAUGGCAGCUGAUCAAAGCCCUCCUGACCCUGCAGCACUGCCUCCAAGCUCACCAUGUAUCCGUGACUCUGACCACAAACUGACCAAGGAGGAAAAAGAGGAUGUACCCGAGUCCUACGUUGCCACAGAGAUCACUGUAGGCACAUCCAUUGUCCAGGGAGAGGACCUGGAUAAAAGCCCUGCUCCAAGGCUGCCUCCAAGCUUGUCACACGUUUUGGACAAUGACCAUAAGCAGCCAGAGGAGACGAUAGAGGGCACCACUGAGUGCUCAGUCGCCGCAGAGGCAUCAGUUGCUAAUAGAGAGGAUCCAUCAGCAGCUACAGAUCUUCCCUCAGUGCUGCCUUCAAGCCUGCAACUUGUCUUUGACAAUGACUACAAACGGCCAGAGGAGGCAGGAGAGGGCACCAGCAAGUGUCCAGUUGCCAGUGAAGCAGCCGCAUCUGUGUCCACUGUCCUCCAAGAGGAGGUUUUGGCUGAUAAUAGUCCUCCUGCACCCACAGCACUGCCUCUAAGGCUGCCCUGGACCCACAAUAUUGACCACAAACAGCCAGAGGAGACUGUUGAGAACACCACAGAGUGCUCAGUUGACAUAGAGGCAUGUACAGUUGCAUCCACUGUCAAGAGAGAGGAACUGAUGGGUGAUAAAAGCCCUGUCCAUGCACUUCCUCCAAGCCUGGCAUGCAUCCAUGACAAGGACCACAAGCAGCCAGAUCAGAAAGGGAGGGGCACUACUGUGGAGGUGGAUAUCUGCCCUCAUGCUCACCAGCUGGUCUCAGAUGCUAAAUUAACUCUGGCAACCUGCAAUGAUGAGCCGCCCACCCCUCUGAUCUGCGUGGUCACUAAGAUGCCUGUUAGAGUUGGAGCCUCCAUAUGCAGGUCAGAGGAUGAGGAACCCAGGCCCUGGACCCUGGAAGAGGCAAAGGAUUAUUGGAUAGGCAUUGAAAAUGAGAGUGAAGAGAGGAACGUCACUGAGGAGGUGAGCCCAAGGGAGGGAUUGAAGAGUGAGGCGGACUGUGUCCAUUCCAAGUGCUCCAAUGGGACAGUUUCAUCAGAGAGAGCAGAGACCAUCCUGGGAAGAGUGGGCUUUCUGCUCAUGAACCAAAUUCAGAAAAUCCCGUUUUUGAAGAUGGAGGAAAAAGAGAAAAAUAAGAAACUGAAUAAGAAGUUGAAAGAUAAAGAGAGAAAGGAGAUGAAACACAAGGAGGCGGAGCAAAAAAAGAGAGAGAAGAAAGAGAUGAAGGAGAGAGAGAAAGAGCAGAAGAAAGUCAUGAAGGCUGAGAAGAAGAGGGAGAAAAUUAAGAAAGAGAAGAAGUGUUCUGAGGAGCUGAAAAAGAGAGAGAAAGCUCAAGCUGAGUUCUUGGAGAUGGAGAGAAAGAUUCAAGAAAAGAUGAGCAAAGAGGAGAGGAAGAGACUGGAGAAGAAGAAGAAGAGGGAGCCAGCUGGAGGUGGAACUGAGACGGUGAUAGAAGAGCAGGGAAGGGAUGAAAGCUUGAAGAUGGAUGAGUAG